Molecule: messenger RNA, 831 nt
Organism: Triticum dicoccoides
Lineage: Eukaryota; Viridiplantae; Streptophyta; Magnoliopsida; Poales; Poaceae
Product: RING-H2 finger protein ATL1-like
Exons: 2
Coding region: 1-831 (276 amino acids)
Biological process (GO): protein ubiquitination
Molecular function (GO): transferase activity
Source: RefSeq, a predicted model, not a curated record
AUGGCCCCCGUCUUCCCGGUGCCGCAGCGGCAGGCCCCAUCCUCGACGCUGCUGUUCGCGCCGCCACAGACACCAUUCACACCUUACUACUACUCGUCGUCUUCUCCGGCAACGUCGUCCCGCCUGACGCACCACGUGACGCUGAGCCUCACCAGCCUGCCCAUCCUGGUGCUCACCGUCCUCGGCAUCCUCACCACCUCCGCGCUCCUCCUCACCUACUACGUCUUGGUCAUCCGCUGCUGCCUCACCUGGCAUGGCACCACCGCCGACUCCUCCAGCCCCAGCUCCGGUGCAUCCGGAAGCCUCGUCAUCUCCCUCACCCGCCGCCGCCAUCGCCGCAACAACACCCCCUCCGACCACGAGCUCCCCGUGGUGCACGGGCCGACGCCCGACGAGCCAUGCACUGGGCUCGGGGAGUCGGCCAUCCGGGCGCUGCCGGCGUUCAGGUACACCAAGGCCGCCAAGGACGACGCCGCCACCGGCGGCGACGCGAGCGAGUGCGCCGUGUGCCUCGGCGAGUUCCAGGAGGGGGAGAGGGUGAGGCUCCUGCCGGGCUGCCUCCAUGUCUUCCACGCGGAGUGCAUCGACACUUGGCUGCAGGGCUGCGCCAAUUGCCCGCUCUGCCGGGCAGCCAUCACCGGCAAACAAGCUCCGUUGACAAUGGACCGGCCGCCGAGGCGAGAGGAGGUGGUCAUCCAGGUGCAGGUCGCCGGCACCGGAGAAGAAGAAGACACACCGCGAGAACACGGCACGGCGGCCUCGAAGAGCAGCACUCACUUCCAUGGGGAAUGCAGUGGCGGCAGCAGCAAUGAAGCACAUUGUAGUAGGUAG